AGAGAGAAGAGCUGAAGCCGACGGAGUUUGAGAGGAGAGAGAGAGAUAGGGACAAGAGUGGCCCAUCAAUACUGUGACCAAGAACAGGAGCUCAGCACACACCCCUAACUCUAAUCGCAAGCAUCUCGAUUCCGGGAAGUCCUGCAACACCUCGAACCCUCGGCCACUUUCCCCACCUUCUCAGAUCAAAACAAGGGCGCUAAGGGCCUUCUGUCCGGUUUUAAAGUGGACCUAACACCGCCUUACUUUAUUGACAUGGGAGACAUGGGGGAUCCGCCAAAAAAAAAGCGUCUAAUCUCGUUGUGUGUCGGCUGUGGGAAUCAAAUCCAUGACCAGUAUAUUCUGCGCGUGUCCCCGGACCUGGAGUGGCACGCGGCGUGUUUGAAAUGUGCAGAAUGUAACCAGUAUCUGGACGAGUCCUGUACGUGUUUUGUGCGAGACGGAAAAACUUACUGUAAACGGGACUACAUCAGGUUGUACGGGAUCAAAUGUGCUAAAUGCAACAUCGGUUUCAGCAAGAAUGACUUCGUGAUGAGAGCACGCUCGAAGGUUUAUCAUAUUGAGUGCUUCAGAUGUGUGGCGUGUAGUCGGCAGCUUAUCCCAGGAGAUGAGUUCGCUCUGCGGGAAGACGGGCUCUUCUGCAGGGCCGACCAUGACGUGGUGGAGCGGGCAACAAUGGGUGCUGGUGACCCAUUAAGCCCAUUACAUCCGGCAAGACCUUUACAAAUGGCAGAGCCCAUCUCGGCACGUCAGCCUGCGCUUCGACCUCAUGUGCACAAGCAACCUGAGAAAACAACCCGCGUCCGGACAGUCCUCAACGAAAAACAGCUCCAUACCUUGAGGACUUGUUACAAUGCCAACCCUCGACCCGACGCCCUCAUGAAAGAGCAGCUCGUUGAGAUGACGGGUCUCAGCCCGAGAGUCAUCAGGGUUUGGUUUCAAAACAAGCGCUGCAAGGACAAAAAGAGGAGCAUACUGAUGAAACAACUCCAGCAGCAGCAACCCCAUGACAAAACGAACAUCCAGGGGAUGACAGGGACUCCAAUGGUGGCGACCAGUCCAGAGAGACACGACGGUGGUUUGCAGGCAAACCAAGUGGAGGUGCAGAGUUACCAACCGCCUUGGAAAGUCCUGAGUGACUUCGCACUGCAGAGUGACAUCGACCAGCCUGCUUUCCAGCAACUGGUGAAUUUUUCUGAAGGAGGGCCAGGCUCGAACUCCACGGGGAGCGAGGUCGCCUCAAUGUCCUCGCAACUGCCUGAUACACCAAACAGCAUGGUAGCGAGUCCUAUAGAGGCCUAGGAGAGUGGAUUAUCUUCUGCACCUGAAGUUUGGCAAAGACGUGUCCGGGAACCAAUAUCAGAGAGAGGCUCGUGAAGUUUCUUCCAUCCCUAUUUCAUUUAGGGCCGCUCCUGAAUAAAAACCCAUCCUCCAACUGCACGAGGCCUCUAUACCGAAAAAAACCCUUCUCAUAUUUAUACACUGUGAUGACAAUCAUGGGAUUUAAACACACUCCAACCGAGCAAGUACAACGAGUGUUGCGAAAAGACCAUUUAAAGUUGCAAACUCCUGCGAAAGUGGACCCAGCCGGCGCACAUCUUCACGCACCGAACCUGACAUGAUGACUGCAGAGCUCUGCGGCUGAGUGGACCUGGUCGGCGACACUUUUGCCAAAUACCCCUCCACAUUUUCUUCAACUUUUAUGACAAAUCAUUGGACCUCCACGGAUAUAAGUCGCAAGAGAACUGAAUCUAAUAUACAUUCAUAUAGCCUACUUUUGUGCGCAACGUGAGUAGCCUAUAAUGAAACCAUGACUGUUUAUUCUGUUUCUAUAAAAGAUCGAAAUGGACCAGUUAACUGAAAGAGAGUAUGGCAGCCGAGGUCUGCUGCGAUUACAGUUUUGUUAUAUCAUAUGGCCACUUUUCAAACAUCAAGCCCAAGUACUAAAGCAUUGCAACAAGGUAUAGGCUACCUCUAUUUUGCCACAAGCUGUGUGGGAAUUUCGUGUGUUCGUGUCCGUCCAAGAACUUUUUUCUUUCCCAAAGAUGUGUAUAGUUUUAAGUUAAGUUAAUAUGACUGAUUAGCUAUGGAGGUUUCGUUUUGUUCAUGUACUACAAAAUAUUUUAUUAUUUAUUGUCGUAAGACAUGCCACUUUUGUGUACUUUUAGGCUACAUGCUGAAGAAGUAAAAAGGAGGAAAAGAAUAUUGUCGACUCCGAAUGAUCUAUCAUAAUUGACGUGUCCUGUCGUUUGAUCAAAGACUGAUGUAAGAACAACGCCAUAUGUAGACUUAUCUUCAGGAAUAUUUGAUCAAUAAAAAUUUGACGUGUACUGUAAAGUAAA
Carassius gibelio (silver crucian carp) is the source of this 2342-nucleotide messenger RNA. RefSeq names its product insulin gene enhancer protein isl-1. The transcript is spliced from 6 exons. Gene Ontology annotation, biological process: axonogenesis; neuron fate specification; positive regulation of transcription by RNA polymerase II. Gene Ontology annotation, molecular function: cis-regulatory region sequence-specific DNA binding; DNA-binding transcription factor activity, RNA polymerase II-specific. Lineage: Eukaryota; Metazoa; Chordata; Actinopteri; Cypriniformes; Cyprinidae. Bases 256 to 1302 code for a protein of 348 amino acids. Gene Ontology annotation, cellular component: nucleus. The record is from RefSeq and is a predicted model, not a curated record.